This is a messenger RNA of Melopsittacus undulatus (budgerigar), 1676 nucleotides long. RefSeq names its product serpin family G member 1 (gene SERPING1). Gene Ontology annotation, biological process: negative regulation of endopeptidase activity. Gene Ontology annotation, molecular function: serine-type endopeptidase inhibitor activity. Lineage: Eukaryota; Metazoa; Chordata; Aves; Psittaciformes; Psittaculidae. The record is from RefSeq and is a predicted model, not a curated record. The transcript has 8 exons. Bases 131 to 1648 code for a protein of 505 amino acids.
GCCGGACCCGGGCACAUCCCCCGGAGCCAACCGGACCCGCCGGGCCCCUACCCGCAGGCACCCAGGUGGGCCCAGGGAACUGCCCCUUCCUGUCCCCUGCACCGCGCGGGUCAGACCUGGGUACCCCAGAAUGAGGAUGCCCAUCACGAUGCUCUGCCUGCCCCUCGUGUGGCUGCUGGCCACAGCCACGGCCACUGUCACUCUGGUGCCCGCGCCGGAGACCUCUCCCAGCGCACCGAAGCUGCUCAUAGAGUCCCCGCUGCCACCGGUGCCGCCCCGUCCUGUCCCCGCACCACGGGGGGACGCGGGGGGCCCUGUCCUGCUCCCCAGUGCGCACCCCGAGCUGCUGCCUGCCCUGGCUGCAGCCCCCCAGGACACAGACCCCCCCAGCCCCGCAGCGCCCGAGGGGGCACCCCUGGAACCGGGUUCCACGGCCACCGGGAGCUCCGCAGCUCCAACACCCGGCAGCACCAGCGGCAGCCCCGGCCCCAGCGCCCCGCCGUGCCCUGGGGACGAGGAACCGGCCGAGGACUGCGGGAAGCCCACAGAGGAGCAACGUGCGGCCGUGUCCGAGGCAGUGGCCACCUUCGCCCUCCGGUUCUACCAGCGCAUGGCGGAGGCUGCGCGGCCCGAGGCCAACCUGCUCUUCUCCCCCAUCACCGUGGCCAUGGGGCUCUCGCACCUUUUGCUGGGUGCCCGUGGUGAGACCCGGGAGCGCCUGGCCGCCGUUCUGGCGUACCCCCCGGGGCUGAGCUGCGUGCACAGCGCCCUGCGGCUCCUCAGCACCGCGCCCGGGCUCUUCUCUGCCACCCAGAUCUUCCACCACCCAGACCUGCACCUCCGGACUCGCUUCCUCAAUGAGUCCUGGCGCUUCUACAACACCCGCCCGUGGGCGCUGAGCGGCAACGAGAGCCUGGACCUGCAGCGCAUCAACGCCUGGGUGCGAGAGGCCAGCCGGGGGCUGCUGCCAGAGCUCCUGUCCACGCUGCCCCCCGAGCCCCAGCUGGUGCUGCUCAGCGCUGUGCACCUGCAGGCCACCUGGCGCACGCCGCUGGAUGUGAAGCAGACGGUGUCGCUGCCCUUCCUGCGCCCUGGGCACCCCCCGCGCCUGGUGCCCACUAUGACCAGCAAGAAGUACCCGGUGGCCUCUUUCACUGACCCCCAGCUGCAGGUCCAGGUCGGCCGUUUGUCGCUGCGGGGGGGGCUGAGCCUGGUGCUGCUGCUGCCGCUGGGGCCGCCGGGGGCGCUGGGGGCGCUGGAGCGCGCGCUGGACCCCCCCUCGCUGCUGCGCCUGCUCCGGCGCGCGGCCCGCGCCCCCCCCCGCGCCACCGCCCUCGCACUGCCGCGCGUGCGCCUCGACGUGCCCCUGGACGUGGUGCCUCUGGUACACGACAUGGACUUCGGGCUGUUCCUGGACGCGGAGCUGUGCGGGCUGGCGCGGGGCGCAGCGGUGGCCGUGGACGCUGCGCGGCACCGCGCGGUGCUGGCGCUGGACGAGACGGGCGUGGAGGCCGCGGGGGCCAUGGCCACGUCGGUGGCGCGCUCGGCUCCGCUGCUGGAGGCGCUGCGCCCCUUCCUCUUCGUGCUCUGGCACGACAGCGCCGACGUCCCCGUCUUCAUGGGCCGCCUCAGUGACCCCCCGCCCUGACCCCUGUCCCUCCAUCCAUACCUCCCUG